CAUCUUGAUAGCGCAUAAUAUACACGAAAUGGUCCACAGCACGGCGUAGGCAUGUUUCGUACUUCUGGGCAAUGACUGAACGACUUCCCCUCACGCGACCAUGGACGAAACGAAGAUCAGCUCGACCACGCUGCCGGAGAGCGGUGGCCCCGUGGCAUUGACCGACGACGAUGCAGUCGAAACGGGACCCACCAAAACGCCGACGAAGCCAUCUUCAGACGCGCAGUCUGCAGCAAACCCGUUGCAGUCCUUCAUUGACAAAGGACUGCACUUCUUAUCCACGGCCAGUAACGAGACAUUGGGAGCAUGCUUGGUGGGAUUGGGCGCAACAACGUACGUUGUGCUCGGAAGAGUCGGACUAGUAAUUAUUGGCGUCGCUGGCGGCGUGGUUCUGCAUGCGACGUGGGACGGGUCGAGAGGGGACAGAGGAGACGAAACAAAGCGUGCAGAGGCAGACCGGAGACGAGAGGCCGGCGUAGAUGUGGUCAAGAGAGUGCUCGAGUGGCGGACGAAUAGCAGAGAACAGUCCUCCCAGGAGACAGAAGACGGUAGCAGGGUGUAUGCGAGCCAGGCGCUCGACUAUUCAUCUUUUGGCCCAGAAGCGGCGGCUGCGCUGGACGCCUUCACCACCGCUGUGAUCAAAGACUAUGUUCAUUACUGGUACGAUGCCACUCUACCAGGCGAGGAAAGCUUUCCGAUGUCCUGUCGGCGAACAUUUACUGCCUUCAUCUUGUCACUUUCUGGCCAUCUCCAACGCAAACGAGCCGCCGAUGCCUUCCUAGAUUUCGUCACCAAUGCGAGUUCCAUCAUUAUUGUUCUCUUGAACGAGCUGGCCACGGCCCUCAACGCUUCGCCCACAUCCACUCCGGAAGAAGCGAUCAGCACAUAUUUACAAAUGAAGCCGGACAGCAGUCUGGCAUACAUGAUCGACCAAGGCUCCCAGAAGAUCAAACUGGCUGAAGCAGCUGAAGACAUCCUGCAGGCAUAUCUCGAUCCGAAAUCCUACAACUGCCCGCCCGUUCAUAGCUUCUUGAAAGAGGUUCUCGCCCAAUUGGUCCUUGGAUACACAAUCACGAAAUGCUCCGACCCAGCCUGGAUCAACGAUUGGAUAGUCUAUGGUUUGGAAGAGUCGGAAACAGCGAAAGAGGUGAUGGACAUCGUGGAUGCUGGUGUCGAGGGACGAGCAAGUGUCGAGACGCCCAAAGUCGCCGAGAAGCUGAAGCAAGAGCCUGAAGAUCAGAGCAGGCGGGAAAGCGCGAGUGCUGCAGCACACAGGCGAAAGAUGAGUCGCGCGGAAGAAGCAAUGGAUGAGGCGAUGCGCGAAGCUAAAAGAUUGACGGAGCUCAUGAUCGAGGAAGACAAUCGAAGAGCGCAGCAAGAGAAGGAGAAGGACACGAGUACCAGCGCAUCUGUGUCCAACAUUGCGGACAGUGCAGAGGGCUCAACACAAGGCGUGCCCACGCCAACAUCCAGUGAAAGCGAGCGCGAUCGUCAGUCAGAGGAUACUAGGUCGAUAGCUGACAGCUCUGUCACCGCAGAAAGCAAGCACAGCCACGCGAGCACACCUAGCACCCAGUUCACCAACUUCGAUCAGAUUGUACCCAAGGUUCAACCCACUGCGCUGAGCGAUAGUCCUACCACAGAGACGCCUAUCAAGAAAGCACCGGUUUUGACACUGCACAACGCCAAGAUCAGUAUCUUCGAUGACAGUGUUCCAGGCGAACGAGCAUCGAUCAAAGCCAAACCAAACAAUGAUCUUCUCGUCCAGAUCGAGCCCGCCAAUUCCGCAUUCCCGGGUUGGAUGAUCGUACGCAGAUACGCUGAUUUUGAAACACUUCAUGAAGUACUGAGACGCAUCUCUGUCAUUACCGGAUCACAUUUCACCGAGAAGCACAACGAGCUUCCGAAGUGGAAGGUACACACCAAAGCCUCGCUGCGAGCUGAGCUUGAGAAUUACCUCGCGGACGCUGUGCGCUUCCAGAGCUUAGCUGAGAGCGAGGGCAUGAGGCGCUUCCUCGACAAGGACCAAGGGAUGAACAAGUCUCCGAGCGGCAAUAAGGGAUUUGGCUGGCCAACUCCUGAUGCAUUUGGCAAGUUCGGAGGCGAUAUGAUGAACGUUCUCACAAAGGCGCCGAAACAAGUCGCUGGAGGAGUUGCGGGAGGUGGCAAAGCCGUUUUCGGUGGUGUUUCAGGACUGGUUGGUGCCGUUGGCAAUGUGGGCAAGAAAGCAGGGCAGUCGACGACUAGCCUAAGUAGGUCUGCGACGAGUAACAGCCUUGACAACACAUCCCGAGCAGCUAGCAACAACCGCUCCAGCAUGCAACUUGCCGGGCAAGGCUUCAUGACUGACAGCUAUCUCGGCACUAUGGAUGUGGCUAGGGAAAGUCAGGACUCGUUCCGCGCACCAUCAGAACCUGUGUCCGACAGACAACAAAGCACUGACGAACCACGACCAGCACCAAGUGCUUCCUCAAGCCGCCCAGCCAGCCUUCUCAGCCCCGAUGAAUUCGUCUCGGCAACAACACUCUCGCCUGCAGCAUCGACUUCACACCUGCCUACAACACUGGAGGAGACUGAGAAUAGCUUGAAGACCAUUGAUCUGCCGCCUCCUCCGUCUGAGAUGCCUGCUGACUAUGGUUCACCAAUUGCGCACAACAGGAGUAGGACGAACACCGGCACACGUUCUCCAGCGCGCUCACUCAAGAUGUCCCAAGUAAUUGAUUCAGACACUUUGCAGCCACCUGCGACACCACAAAGAGUCCAGAUAGGUGGCUCUACCGCAGCAUCUCCCGCCAAGAAAGAGGAUCGCCAAAAGACCCCUCUGACAGAUCGCGAAACAGCUGUCGCUGUGGAGCUUAUGUUUGCUGUCAUUUCGGAACUCUACACAUUGUCUGGUGCGUGGCAGAUCCGCAAGACACUUCUCACAGCAGCAAAGACAUAUCUACUUCGACCAGGCAACCCGCAGCUCGGCACGAUCCGCGAUUUGCUGCAGUCUUCACUUCUCGAUGCCAAUCUGAGCGACUCUGGUCUAGCACACCAGAUCUGCAAACUGCGAGAAAACACACUGCCAACUCCAGAAGAACUCGAGAUCUGGGCGCGCGACUAUCCUGAGAAAACUGUGGAGCAGAAAGAAGAGCUUAGGAUCAAGGCGCGAAAGCUACUUGUUACAAAAGGUAUGCCGCAGGCCUUGACGAGUGUCAUGGGCGCAGCAGCCAGUGGUGAGGCGCUUGGCAAGGUCUUCGAUUGCCUGCAACUGCCUGGUGUGAGCAGAGCGAUGAUAUUUGGGCUACUCCUUCAAGCGCUCCGAAUUAUCACGCACUGAGCUCUGCAAUACGAUGCAAUCGAAACACAAUACUCCCACGCAUCACGAAUGUCACAUGAAUGCAGCGUAGAACUUCUUCGAUCCUGGUGUCGCAUGCCCGUUUGUUUUCUUGCGACAUGCGACAUGUCGAGGUAGCGGACAGGCUUGAGACUCGUGGCGGCUUCCUGAGACAGAUCUCCCACCAAGAGCAUACACGGAGCACACAAUGGACUGCUACUAGCAGGUAUUCAAGACAGAAUGGCAGUCAAUGCCGCCGACAUUGCCGGGCCCUGCGACUCGGCAGUGUCUGACCUGCCACGAUAGCAGUCCAUCAGCGUGCACCAGAGUCGGCCGAGACAAAGAAGUCAGUCACGCACAUUGCAUCAGUCGAUGGUGGCCAGACUACCGCUCAGACAAAGACACAUGGUCAUUCAGCCGAGACAAAGAGGCUCGCCUAAGUACCCACAUUGCACACCCGAAAACGCUUUGUAUUGUGAAAUGAGCAC
Molecule: messenger RNA, 3807 nt
Organism: Cercospora beticola
Lineage: Eukaryota; Fungi; Ascomycota; Dothideomycetes; Mycosphaerellales; Mycosphaerellaceae
Product: PX domain-containing protein
Cellular component (GO): intracellular membrane-bounded organelle
Molecular function (GO): phosphatidylinositol binding
Source: RefSeq, a predicted model, not a curated record